GUGAUGUCAUUACGUCGUACGUGUAGGACUGCGCAACAGUGCCAAGGGAGCUGUUCACCAUAAUGCCUGCAGGAGUAUCUUGGCCUCAGUACUUGAAGAUGUUCAGUGCCAGCCUUCUUUCCAUGCUUGCAGGUGCAGAACUUGUACACAGAUACUACAGACCUGAUCUUAGUGUACCUGAAACUCCACCCAAACCAGGAGAACUGAAGACCGAACUUCUUGGAUUAAAGCAAAACAAAGAAAAUAAGCAGGAAUCAAGCUAAAUAUAUGUAAU
Messenger RNA from Nanorana parkeri, 274 nucleotides. RefSeq names its product chromosome unknown C12orf73 homolog (gene CUNH12orf73). The transcript has 3 exons. The record is from RefSeq and is a predicted model, not a curated record. Bases 63 to 263 code for a protein of 66 amino acids. Gene Ontology annotation, biological process: mitochondrial respiratory chain complex III assembly. Gene Ontology annotation, cellular component: mitochondrion. NCBI's taxonomy places the organism in Eukaryota, Metazoa, Chordata, Amphibia, Anura, Dicroglossidae.